Molecule: messenger RNA, 3247 nt
Organism: Meloidogyne enterolobii
Lineage: Eukaryota; Metazoa; Nematoda; Chromadorea; Rhabditida; Meloidogynidae
Source: the annotation of a GenBank genome assembly
UUUAUUUCUUGCUUCAUGCUACACUGUUUUAUUUUUAAUAAUUUUUUGCUUCAUUUUUUAUUCAUUUUUUACUUUAUUUUUAGGUCUGUUUAAAUUUUUAGGCUUGCUUCUGUUUUUAUUUUCUAGUUGCUUCAUUUUUUAUGAUUGCUUCAAUGUUUAUUUUUGCUUCAGUUUAAUCAUAUUUCAGUUAUUAUUUUUCUGCUUUAUGUUCAUUUUUUAAUAGUUGUGUUGCUUCAUUUUUAAUUUUUUGCUUCGAUUUUGUUAGGUUUGCUUCAUUUUAUUUUUGAUCUGUCUUACCCAUAUUAUUUUCUCAUUUUUUGCUUCACUUUUUUCUUCACUUCAAACAUCUCUUAAUUUUUAUUUUUAUUUUCAGAUAAUUAAUAAAUGGCCUAUAACUAAAUUUACUUAAAUUACUUAAAUCUACACUUAGAAUCUUCAUUUUAAUUUAAUUUUAAUUUUAAUUUAAUUUCUUCAAUCCAACUACUGCCACCAUUUUUAAAAUUUAAAUAAUAUGCAUCAACACCACCAAUCUCUCCCAACUUGUUCAAAUACCUUUUUACGUCGUGUGGAAGACAUGGAACACAUUUUGCGUGAACGAAUAGCUUUAUUACCUGGUGUUCGUGAUCGUGACAAUUCUCCAAUAAUUUUUUGUCCAGCUAGAGAUAUUAAUUCGAAUAUUGAACAUGUCAGGAAUUUAUUGUUGUAUUUAUAUGAUGUUACUGCUGAUGACGCUAAAUCUAGAGGUUUUGUAAUUGUUUUGGAUAUGAGAAGAGGAACUUCUUGGGAUGUUGUAAAGCCUAUUUUAAAAUCUCUACAGGAAUAUUUCCCAGCCAAAAUCAAUUGUGUUUAUAUAAUAAAACCAGAAAAAUUUCUCGACAAAUAUAAAAUAUCCACAGCAAAAUAUACAAAAUUUGAACUUCAAAUGGUCUCUCCUGAUGCCUUAACAAAAUAUAUUGAUUAUAGCCAAAUACCUAAAGAAUUUGGAGGUUCUUUUAAAUUCGAUUAUGAUGAAUGGAUUGAAAUUAGAAGGGAAAUUGAACGUAUAGUCCACAGAAUCUCAGAAAUACUCAAAAACCUGGACCGCAUAUCCUUCGAAAUGUCAAGUGCCGAAAUGCCAAUAGAUGCAAUAUCAGCCCAAAAAUCAGUUCAAACACAUUCCAAUUUGUACCCAAUUUUAACUUCUGCACCAAUAGAAGAAUUUGAAAAACAAAUUUUUUCAAUAAAAGAAAGGCUAAUUUAUGAAAAAAAUGGUGGAAUGAAAAAUGGAAUUGUUGUAUGUACCCAGCCAAAUCCUGAUUUAAUCGCUGUCUUUCCUAACCUUUUACAAUUGCUCAAAACUUUGGUUAAAACAAGAAACGAAGUGCUUUAUAAUUGGGAAACUAGAAAAACUGAAUUGGAUCAAUAUUCUCAAUUAAAAUUAUUUGAACAGGAUGCUGAAAAUCUUUCUCAAUGGAUUUGUAAACAUUUUAAUAGCCUUACACACCGUUUUGUUUUAAUUGGAGAAAAUGAACUCGAAACAAAUAGAUUAUUAAAAGAACAUUUGGAUUUUGCUGAAUCUGUUAAAAAAAUCGAAGUUAGUUAUACUCAAGUAAUAACUGUUGGUAUUCGUUUAUUAAAUAUUCAAAAAUUUGGAUUAAAUAAAAUUGAAAGUAUUUCAUUACAAUUAAAAAAUGAUUGGAAUCAAUUUUUAUCAAGAAUAGAUGCUAGAACACAAUUAUUACAAUUAGCUGCUAGUGCACAUAAAAAAUGCAAUUUGUUUCUAAAAAGUGCAGAUCAUUGGCAAAUAGAUGUAGGAGUAGAUCCAAAUAAAAUUUCUGUCAAUGAUUUACCAAUAGCAGCAAAAAGGCAUCAAGAAUUUCAAAAAUUGUAUCGUUCAAGUUUUGCUGAAGCUAAUGAAGAAUUACAACAAUUGUUAAAAUUAUUAAAAAAAUAUUUUGGAGAAUCUAUAAAUAAAUUGUCAAUAACUCCAAUAAUUCAAGACAAUUUACAAUUAAUUGGGAAUACUUUUAAAGGAAUUAAUACUGUUUGGGAAGCUAGAGAUUUAACUAUACAAAAUAAGUUAUCUAGUGCUGAUUUUGUUACUGAUUUAAAUUCUGUUCUCGACUGGUUAAAUCAACAUGGUGAACCUUUCCUUCAUAGAAAAACUGGAAUAGGUGUUGAUCCAGAAUCAGCUAGCAUUUUAACCCAAAACCAUCAAAAAUUUCGUGCUGUAGCUAUAAAUACAAAUAAAAAUGCUGAACAAAUAUUUAAAUUGAGACAUGUUUUGGAUGAUGCUGAUGAAUCAGUAAGAAUUGAAGCAAAUAAAAAAGUGGAAGAAUUAUUACUUAAAAUUAAUAAUUUUAAACGGUGUAUGGAACACAGAACUAUUUUACUUCAUCGUGCCUAUUAUUUUUAUUUACAUUAUGAUGAAAUUAUGGAUUGGUAUAGUAAAUUGGAUAGUCGUGCUAAUUAUAUUUGUAUAGUGCCAGAAUCUGUAGAUCACUGUGAAAAAAAUAAAGCUACUUUUCAUCAUGAUAAUGAAUUGACUGACCAAGCAUAUGGUAGAGUAAUGGCUGAAGCUGAAGAAUUGUUACAAUCGUUGCAAAAACAACGUGAAUUGCUUGAUAUUGAUAAUAGUGAAUCUGUAACACAUGUGGAGCAUUUAAUAAAGGAUAUAGAAAAUCGACAUUUAAACGAAAAAGAACGUUGGAAAGAACAACGUAUAUAUUUAAAUACAGCUUCUAAAAUCUCAACAUUUCUUCGCGAUUGUUUUGAAAUUAAAAAACAAUUGGAAAGUUGGCGACAAGAUUUGCAGGGUUUACGGCAUUCAGUUAGCAAUACUGUAGAAGUUAUUAAACAAUAUCAUACUCAAAAUACUGUUAAAGUUCAACAAGUUGUUAGUGAUGCAAUGAAACAAUUGUCUGAAAUACUUGAGCUUAUAAAAACUAAAAAUUUACAUAUGGUUUAUGCUGCAGAUUCAACCAUUCCUGUUGAAGAAGCUAUAGUUACAGCUGCAAAACAAUUGCAAAAUUUGGAAGAUGAAGCUAUGAAUAUUGCCAAAGACAUAUCUCAUCGAAUAGAAUUAAGCAUCCAUUUAAGCAAACUUAGACAAAUGGCACAUGAAAUUGUUGAAGCAAUAGAAAGACAACAAAUGCGUUUACGUCAAUUUUUUCAUAUUCCAGGAAAUGAACAAGAAACUGAUUUGGAAACAAAAUAUUUUAAUGAAUUUAGAAUUGAAAUUGAGGUGGGGUUUGAUAAGAAAUAUUAG